Molecule: messenger RNA, 3127 nt
Organism: Cervus elaphus (red deer)
Lineage: Eukaryota; Metazoa; Chordata; Mammalia; Artiodactyla; Cervidae
Gene: DELE1
Product: DAP3 binding cell death enhancer 1
Exons: 14
Coding region: 903-2549 (548 amino acids)
Molecular function (GO): protein binding
Source: RefSeq, a predicted model, not a curated record
AUUUGAGAUCCUUUAUUUCAUGGAUUCAACUGUGGGAAAAGAGGAUUGAUUCUUUGCCCAACAAAAGAAUACACAGAUAACACUGGCUUAGACUGAAGAUAAGAGCUCUGAUUAACAGGCGGCCAGGAGGGGGCCAGUCUCCUCUUUGAAAGCAGCAAUUCAAACCAGAAAUUUGUUCCUGUCAAACCAGGAAGGAACAGGCGAGAUGACUCCAUCUGACCCUAUAAUGAGGCAGCCUGAGGCACUGACAAAGGAGGGGCUCGGCCGGGGGCUACACAGUGAGACAAAGCGGAGCCAGAGCCGAACCGGAACCCCACGUGCAGUUUUUGAUCUCCCAUCAAGUCGAGCCGGGUCUGCAAAUCCAAGCUGAUGGCCUUGGGCGGAAAGCUCGGACUACUGUUUUACUCCGACGCAACCUAAGGCUCCUCUCCUCCACCCACUGGGUCUGGAGUCCCCACCUCCUCUAGCCUCGGGGCAUGGGGAAGAUUGUUCCCCCUCGAGCCUCCAGGGGUCUGCAAGGUCGUCAAGCACCACGGAGGCCGCUCUCGCCCCGCUUCUCAACGGUCCUGUUUCUGAGGCGGUUCAGCUUCGCCACCUGCCACCCCGUGUCUCUGUGUGAUCCUUCUUGUGCAGCCAGCAAAUGACACCUCUUCUACGGGAUGCUGGGCCCACAUCCCCGUGCCCUUGUCGCAGUUCACCUCUCCGCUACCCCCAAAUACGCCUACACCCCCACUUCCUUUCGCUGAUUGCCGUCCUUCCGGCUGGGCUCCCUUCUAAUUGGCUGCCGGCAAGCUUCCUAAGGGACUCGGCCACUCGGAGGGCGCCACAGCGGCCACUCUAGCCGCUGUCCCGUGGUUUGGCCUCCCUCUUUCAGCCGCGAGCUCUAUGGUGCUGGCGACGACAUGUGGCGGCUGCCGGGACUCCUGGGCCGAGCUCUUCCCCGUCUCCUGGGACCUGGCUUUCCUGGGGUGACCCCCAAGUCCUCCAGCCCAGAUGGGCCUCAGGCUACCUCCUCCAAUCUGCUGGUUCCUGUGCCCAGUUUUGACAGGUCCAGCCCCCACUGCCCUGGCCCAGGCACAAGCAGGGGCCCAAAGUCCCAUGGAUGGAAGGAUGCCUUCCAGUGGAUGUCUGCUCAUGGCUCCCGGAACACACUGUGGGAUGCCAUAUCAUGGGGCACUCUGGCCGUGUUGGCCCUGCAGCUGGCGAGGCAGAUCCACUUCCAGACGUCCCUUCCAGCAGGACCUUGGCGAGUGGAGCGCUGCUCUUGGUACAGUCCGCUGGACCGCUUCCUCUCAUCUCCCUUGAGGCACCCUUGUUCCUCACUGCGGAGACACAUUCUGCCUAGCUCUGAUAGCCCAGCUCCCAGGCACACUGGCCUCGGGGAAUGCAGACUGGGCCAGGAAGAACCUUCCACUCAGCCCAAGAGCAUCUCUUCACCCAGCUCUUUGAGAGCAGCUAGGCAUCAGGACCCCUCUGAGGAAGAUCCCAGUGACAUCAGCUUCCUGCAUGCCAGCAGUAGCUUCAAGUCCAAGCCGAAGCCGGCCCAACCUCAACCCACUGACGAAAAGCAGGAACAAGAGAAAUCAAAACUUUCCCUCGAGGAGGCCGUGACCUCCAUUCAGCAGCUCUUCCAGCUCAGUGUUUCCAUCGCUUUCAACUUCCUAGGGACAGAGAACAUGAAGAAUGGGGACUACAUGGCAGCCUUUUCUUACUUCCAGAAAGCAGCGGACCGCGGCUACAGCAAAGCACAGUACAACGUGGGCUUGUGUCACGAGCAUGGCAGGGGCACCCCCAGGGACCCCAGCAAGGCAGCCUUUUAUUACCAAUUGGCUGCCAGCCAGGGCCACAACCUUGCUCAGUACCGUUAUGCAAGGUGCCUGCUACAAGACCCUGGCUCCUCGUGGGACCAUGAGCGGCAGAGGGCAGUGUCCAUGCUGAAGCGGGCUGCAGACUCAGGCUUACGGGAGGCCCAAGCUUUCCUCGGGGUGCUUUUUACCAAGGAGCCCUACGUGGAUGAGCAGAGAGCUGUGAAAUAUCUUUGGCUUGCAGCCAACAAUGGGGACUCACAGAGCAGAUACCACUUGGGAAUUUGCUAUGAGAAGGGCCUUGGGGUACAGAGGAGUCUGGGAGAGGCCAUGAGAUGUUACCAGCAGUCAGCAGCUCUGGGGAACACGCCCGCCCAGGAGAGGCUGCGGGCCCUCUUCUCCACGGAGGCAGCAGGAUAUCUUUUCUUGGUGGGUUCCCACGUCCUCCUGUCGAUGAUUGUUCAACAGCUAGUUAUUGGUACUCUCACAGGAGGAGAUGAGGCCCCAGGGCCCAGCGACCUAGCAGUGAGAGGACUGAAGUCGUUUUCUAGCCCCUCUCUCUGCAGCCUGAACAGGAGCCUGCUGGCAGGAGCCUCUUGCCUGCCACACGCCUCCAGCACAGGGAACCUUGGCCUCCUCUGUAGAAGCGGGCAUCUCCGAGCCAGCCCUGGAGCCCCCAGCAGGGCCAUCCCCCGACACCCCUACCCCUUGGAAAGGAGUCUCGUCAGACUGGGUUUUGGCUAAGGCCUCCACACUUCACUCAGCCCUAAAGAUGGAGCCUGCGAGUUCUCAGAGAGAUACCACAUCUUGAAUCCCAAAGAAGAGGCCAGUUAUCCACCUGCCUCCCCAAAGAACCUUAAGUACCUGGCCAGCACAGUCAAGAAGAGGGAAGUGUAUAAAGACCCAGGUUCUGGCCACAUCCCUUCGAAGCAGUGGCCUGACUCACUGUGUUGUUUCCUCAACUAUAGACCAAGGGCAGCGGUGUCUGCCCUCCUACCCGCCAGGGCUGAGGUGGGACAUUUCACUGCGAAAGGCCCUUGGUGCACACUCAGGCCCGAGGAGGCAGAGUUAUGCCCUGUUUCCAUGGGUUUGUGAGUCAUCAGGCCAGGACUAGGAUCCUGCCUCUUGACCCCUGGCCCAGGGCUCUUUCGCACAGUUCUCACUGAAAUUUUAUGUGAAAGCCUUAUUUUCGUCCUGCCGACAGGAGGGAGAUUGAGCCCCAGGAGUCUUGGUACCAGAGAGUGUAGAUUUCGAGAUCCUCGUUUGUGAAAGGUUUGUGCCAGAAAUGGAUGGGAGUUUAAUAAAAGAGAUACUGGAGAUUA